Molecule: messenger RNA, 2943 nt
Organism: Trichoderma reesei QM6a
Lineage: Eukaryota; Fungi; Ascomycota; Sordariomycetes; Hypocreales; Hypocreaceae
Exons: 5
Coding region: 1-2943 (980 amino acids)
Biological process (GO): translation
Cellular component (GO): mitochondrial small ribosomal subunit
Molecular function (GO): methyltransferase activity; structural constituent of ribosome
Source: RefSeq, a predicted model, not a curated record
AUGAGCGGCCCCGUCCAUGUCCAGUCCGACGGCGAGUGGCAGUCGCUGCUCUCCAAGAACUCGGUCGUCGUCGCAGAUUUCUACGCCGACUGGUGCGGCCCCUGCAAGAUGAUUGCGCCGCACUUUGAGCGCCUCGCCAAGGAGCACUCGCGCCCGAACAAGGUCGCCUUUGCAAAGGUCAACGUCGACAACCAAGCCAACAUUGCCCGCACGAAUGGCGUCACGGCCAUGCCCACGUUCGUCAUCUUCCACAACGGCUCGACCGUCCAGACCAUCCGCGGCGCCAACCCGUCCGCCCUGACCGAGGCCGUCACAAAGGCCGUUGCCCUCGCCGACGGCGGCAAGGCCGAAGCCGUCUUCAAGACCCCCGGCAGGACGCUGGGCGGCGAUGGCCCCGUCCCCGCUCAGCGUCACUGGAGCGUGACGGUGCUCCUCAACGUCGUCAUGAUGCUCGUCGGACUCUACUUCACGUCCUUAUUUUCGGCACGGCGCGGAGCUGUCCAUGUUCAACCCGAAGAGACAGCAGCCAUCGCGGGUGAAGCCGGCAGCGGCUGGAGGACCGGCGCCAGCGGGCAGUGUCCGACCGCAACAACAGAGACAGAACGAUGCUUUUCCACCUCCAAAGCUGCUCUCCAAGAACCAUCAGCCAUCCCAGGAAGCCAAUCUGCAGAGGAUAUCGAAAAGGUUGUCCGUGAAGCGAAGCAGCGCUUUCGAGACACCCUGCCCAAGGGCUAUCUCAGCGUGGAGGAGUAUGCGCUGUACGAACGGCUCUAUGGACCACCACUCCGAGAGACGGCGCCUGAAGACGUCGGCAUUCCGACUCAUGCGGACAUGGAAGGCCAAGUGACACGGCUGAGCGAUGAAGGGACGCUGCUGAGAGAGUUGGAAGGCGGGGGAUUCGAGGAAGUCAUCUACAGAUUACCUUUCGCGGAUGGCGAGGCAGAGGAGCCUUCAAUCUCGGAGCAACUGUCGGCUUCUGAAGCCGCGGUAGAAGCAGUUGAAGAGUCAUUAUCUUACAUUGACGCCGUUGCCAGGAACCCAAGGGAACAUGAGGCGCUGCAGAGGCUGAUGCAGGACUUCAAGGCCGCACAGAAGAAGCAAAUGGAGGAGGAGAUUGUGGCAGCAAGGGCGGAAGCCGAAGCGGAGCAGGAGGCUUAUGAGAUGAAAGAAGAGGAGGGUGAGGUUCUCUUUGAUGAGCAAGAUCCGGCUUCGCCUGGGGUAGAGAUGCAGGUGCUUUCAGGCGAGGCGCGACGAUUCCACCCUUACACUCUGCAGGGCAGGUUCCACGGAAGCCCGGUCGAGAUUUCACUACCUCAAACUUCAUUCGUCACACCUAUCCGGGACCUCUUGGAUCGAACCCACCUCUCUCACGUCAAGGCCGCUGCCGAAGCCGCAUUCGGCGGCCCAGGACUACCGACUUCGCCAUCCACCCCUGAAGGGAAGAAGAACGGGCAGAUGGGCGGCGUCGGCCUACCCCCUGAUCAGCGACACAUGACGGAGAUUGAGGCCGAUGCGUUUCUCGCCGGCUUUCUUCCUCCUGCUUAUGCCUCUGUCACGUCUGUUUUGCGGGAAGUGCGGAGGCGGCUAGGCAGCGACUGGAUCCAAGAGCGACUCAAAAGGAGCGAAAACGCAGGCUUGAGUGUUCUAGAUGCAGGAGCUGGCGGAGCCGGCCUCAUUGCCUGGGAGCAGAUACUCAACGCAGAGUGGGAUCUCCUACGAGAAAAGGGCGAGGUCAAGGGCACACAGCCUCCUGGAAGGAAGACGGUCAUCACUGGAUCAGAUCGACUGCGUCACCGCUUGAAGAGCUUCCUCCACAACACCACGUUCCUGCCUCGACUGCCUGAUUACGAACACUCAGGAGAGAUGCAGGGCGAGCAUCUUGAUGCCGGUGACAAACCCCAACCGCGGAAGAGCUACGACCUCAUCAUCGCUUCCCACCUCUUCCUGAAGGAGAAGCAAGACCACUACCGCCAGGCUAUCCUGAACAACCUGUGGACCCUCCUCAACAAAGACGGUGGCGUGCUCAUUGUGAUUGAAAAGGCCCACCCCCGCGGAUUCGAAGCUGUCGCUCAUGUCAGAGACACGCUGCUCAAGCAGUUCCUCCUGCCUCAGAACGGCGAGCCUGGCACCCCGGCGGAAGAACUGAACCCAGCAUUCCACAGAGAGCGCGAAGCCGGCCACAUCAUUGCGCCUUGUACCAACCACGGAACAUGUCCCAUGUACAAAGAGGCCGGGAAGAGCAAGGGCCGAAAGGAUUACUGCUACUUCAACCAGCGAUUCACUCGGCCGACGUUUUACACCAAGAUGUUGGGCAACAGCUCGAAUACUCAGGGCGAUGUCGAGUUCAGCUAUGUGGCUAUCCAGCGAGGCCACCUCAAGGCAGACCAGCGUCCAGGAUGGAAGGCCACCGAGCAGGCCUUUGCAGGAUACGAACACUCACAGGAGAGCCCGGACAUGCAAACCCUGCCCCGAAUGGUCCUGCCACCGCUAAAGCGCAAAGGACACGUCACGCUCGACGUCUGCACGCCCGAAGGCAAGAUUGAGCGAUGGACAGUGCCCAAGAGCUUCAGCAAGCUCGCCUACCACGACGCCCGCAAGUCGCACUGGGGCGAUCUGUGGGCUCUCGGGGCCAAGACCAAGGUCGCUCGCAGCGUGCGCGUCGGCAGCGGCGUGGACGAUGGCGGGAAGCGAGCAGAGGGCGGCAAGAAGCCUCGCAAGGUCGAGAUUUCCAUGGACGGGGGACGGCUUUCGGCCAACGAGAAGAAUGCGCGAAAGGAGCGCCGGUCCAAGGGCAAGCGGGAUAGGCAGACGGAUCUGAUCAAGGAGAUUUUGGAGGCGGAGGACCUGGAGGAGAGGGAGAUUGAGAGGGAGAUGGACGGAGAGGUGGAGGAGGAGUUGAGGUUGGAGGAGGAGGAGGAGGAGAAGCGGAAGAGGAGGCGAUGA